AUGGCCGACACCGUCCUCUCGCUCCUCUUCGAGGACAUCCAUUCCUCGCUCGCAGCGGCGAUCGAUGCUGUCGUCAGCGAUCACGGCGUCCCCGGCUCAAAGGAGAGCCCCGCGGCGGUCGCGGCGUGGCAGGAGUUCCCACGCUCGUCGCCGAGCUUCCGCAUGCAAACCGAGCGGCUGAGCAGAGUGGCUGGCAGCCUCGACUUUCAGCAGGGCGCGAUCGGUCUGCUCCUGCGCCUCAUGCCGCCCUCCGGCGACCUUGAGGCGGGCGAGGUGCCAUUUGGCUUCCAGAGCCUUCUUUCGAGGCUGAAUUGUGUGGAGUCGUGCCUCGGCGGCGUCCCGACGGGGCGCAAGGCGGCCGCGCUGCAAGCGAGGGGCGAAGGGCGGCUCGCCGAGUUGGUCUUCACCGUGGUCCCCCUCGCAGUGGCUGACAUCCUCGCUUGCAUCCUCGGCGAGAGGCCAGAGGGCAGCACCGACCGUAUCCCGCUCCCUCCCUCCUCGGAGGCAGCCCUGUUGCAGCUGGCGUUUCGCGGCCUAUGCUCCUCGGGCGGCCAGCAGCAGCUGCACCCGUCGCUCCACGAGGCACUCGCUCGCCGCGCAGUGCUCUCGUGGCGGGAGGUGAUCCGCCAUCUCUCCACCUCAUCCUUCGAAACCGCCUGCGCCGAGCUCAACAAGCAGCUCCACGCCGACUCGAGCGCCGACGAGGCGAUGGCUUACCUCGUCGGCUGCCAGCGCAUCUCCCUGCCGAAGGACCCGUGCUCGCCCAUGGUGCAGCCCUUCUUCCAGCUCCUCGCGCGGCUCGCCGCGCAAAGCCGCAGGCCCUUCAACACGGCCGCGUUUCGGCGUUGCCUGCUCUGGAACCUCGAGGGCGCGGUGCAGCAGGUGCGGGGGCAGGUCGAGGGCGACGCGUCGAUGCUACAGACGUGGGUUGCGCUCUACCUCGACUGCCUCGAGCAGGGCAGCGAGCUUGCCGGGCUGGCGCUCCCCGCGGCCGCGCUGCUCGUGUCCCGCGGGCCUGCCGCGAUGUGGUUCUGCCACAUGGACGUCGGCAAGGAGUCCAAGAAGGUGGCGAAGGGCUUGCUCGGGGGCAAGAAGGUUGGCCUGCUGAGGCUGUGCCUCACCGACCUGGCCUACGAGGAGCGGACCUCGCGGCCGGCGCUCUGCGCCGUGCUGCGGCUCCUCGCGGGGGGGGCCCAGCUGCCCGCCUCGGCGGUCGCCCCCGCAACCGACGGCGAGUGGUGGCGGGCGCCCACGCCCGACGAGGAGGCCGGGCAGAUGCCGCUCAUGACUUCGCGCAUGCCUCACGAGAGCGAUGAGUCCACCGCUGCGAUGAACGAGCGGCUCCGCUUUGUGGCCGAGAAGCUCUUUUGGCGCAAGUCGACCGGCAGGCAUGUGCGGCUGCCCAAGCUGCUCGAGAACGGCGACGUCGUCGUGCUCAUCGUCGGGCAGAUCGCGGUGCACUCGCCCACCGUCGCGAUGGACACGGUCGAGCGCCUCCUCGCCGAGGGAAGGGAUGCCGAGUACCAGCUUCUCGGCGUCUGCGCGCUGCGCCGCCUCCUCUCGUACAGCCUCCUCUCGGGGCAGCUCGAGGCGCAGGCGGCGCGCCUCCUCUCCAUCAUCGGCGCCUGCGAGGCGGCGGUCGGCGCAGAGAAGCGCGGGCUAGCGCUGGCGCCGCUCGCCCCCGCGGAGCCCGAGCACCCUGACGCAGUGAAGCGGCUCCUCCGCUCUGCCGGCUCGCGCAAGGACAGGGAGGUGGCCCUUCGACUGGCGACGUACCGGGAGGCGGUGGCCUGCGUACCGCUCGUGCUACCCCCGCAGUGCCUGCAGGACCGCUCCUUCUUCGGACAGCUGCUCAUCCACUCCGACCACGACCUCGCCACCGCCACCUCUGUCGCGCUGCAGCAGCUCAUGGCGGACGCGGCCUGGCGGCGGACAGCGGUGCUCUGCACGGCCAAGCUGCUCGAGCGCGCGGUGGAGGCGCCGGGCGGCUCGCGCGCUCUGCUCUGCAGCAAAGAGCACCAUGGCGUGGCGCUGCAGGGCGUCGAGGCGCAGCUGCUCACGCUCGCCCUCCAUCUCAAGAAGGGGCUUCACCUGUGGGCCGCCUCCAUCGCGUCCGAGCCGUGGCCGCUCGAGUCGCUGCAAGAGGAGGCGGAGGGGACUGCCGUCGCCCGGCUUGCCAAGAGGCUGGCCGAGGCGGACGCGGCUGCCGCGUCCCUGCUUCUGCACCCGUCUGUCGCGCUUCGGGCCGAAGGUCUCGCGCUUCUCGAGGCCAUCGCCGCCCUCCACUCGGCACACGAGGAGGCGUACCGGAGGGCGCUGGCCGGCAGGCUCGCCGCCGUCGAGUCGGCGACGCGCAAGCACCGCGCCGCUGGCGACAAUCGCGAGGCGGAGGCGGACCUGACCGAGGCAGCGCACGGCGUGCUCACCAAGGUGCCGUCGCAGGCGUCCAUCGACCAAAUGCAGAUCCCGCCGCUGCGCAAGCUGCUCAUGCUCCCUCCGGCCUCGCUCGGGAUCGGCUCGCAGUUCAUGUUUGUCGUUGCAGAGAUUGCGAGCAGCCUCCUUCGGCAGGGCUGCACUCUCCGCGCGGCGCGGCUUCGCAGCAUCCUCGCCGCGGCACUCGGCAAGAUGCCUGCCUCCAAGGACCUUGCAGCCUUUGUUGCGGAUGGCAGCGCGGACUUGGGUGCGCUCUUUGCGCUCUGUGGCGCGUGCAAGCCGAUGCAGUCGACAGACAGCGGGCUGCACACCGUCGAUGCGUGCCCGCCGCACGAAGCGGCUGUCGUCGAGGCGUACAACGUGACGAAGCCUCUCGCCGACCGGCUCUGGCCCGUUUUGGCGGACAAGGACCUCGCGGAUGGCUGGACCGGCCUCUCGGUUGCCCUCCUCGCCUCGUGCCUGGACUCCGACGGUGCGUCCAUGGGCGUCGAAUCGCUCUCCGCCUGGUGGACGGGCCUCUCUCGGCGCAGGGAUGACCUUCGGCUGUCGAUGGCGCGCACGCUUCGCUCCAUCACGCAGACCGAGGGGUUCGGCCGCGCUGUGCUAUCCGACGCGGCGCGGUCCGAGCACCAGCGCCUUCUCAAGCUGUGCCUGGGCUUUGUGCGUGAGUCCAAGCGCGUGCUCGAGGACCCGUCCUGCGUAAGCAACUACCCGCUGUGCCUCGAGGUUGUGCAGCUCGUCGCGAGCCUCGCGGCGGCCACGGCUGGCGACGUCCGGUACGAUCCCAAGCGCUGGCUUCGACCACUGAUGGUGCCCGCAUCGCUUCAAAACUCGUGGCCCAUCGUGGAGCGCUGCUCGCUGCUCGAGCUUCUCAUGCGGUGGGUGCGGUGGCGCGAGGACAAGGCGCUGGCGGCGCUGGCCACCGGCGGAGUAAGGCCGCAGACGCAGCGUUCGACGCCCGCGGUGGGCUCGCUCGAGGAGCAGGCUCUCUUCCGGAUCGAGACGGUCUCUGCCCACGCGAUCCUCCUCCUCGUGCAGUCGGGCCCGGUCAUGGAGCGCGACCGUCUCCUUGCGAUCGCAGAGGCGGGGCCGUGGUCGCGGGAUCUCGACCUCCUCGGCUGGUAUGAGAGCACGCACGCAGAGGAGGGGCACAACACGCUCGCGUGCCUCCUCGGGCACCACUUUGAGCAUCUCCUCCCCGCCUUCCUCCAUCGCGCCUACUUUUUCGCCGGCUCGUCGCCCCGCCUCUCCACGAGGUACUUUCACGCCAUCGUCGAUGCGCUUGUCCCGGCCGACGCCGCACUCGACGAUGGGCCGGCGGCGGCGUCGGACCGCGACUUUGAGUCCGAGGUGGAGGCCGCCUCUCCGAGCCUGAUGCUGUUCGGCAUGAUCCACCUCGCCUCGACCGACGCGCGCACGCGCUCGCGGGCGUUCGACCUGAUCUGCCGCCUGACCGACUCCUUUGGCCCGGCCGAGGGGUUCGAGUGCGAUGGCUCUUCGCUCGGAGCGCGUCGGCUCCUCUACGCCGCCGACGAGCCCACGCCGAUGCUGCUCUCAUCGCAUCUCGAGAAGAUGCGGCUCGCCGUCGCGGCCCAGUGCCCGGCGCUCUCGCUGCCUCUCGUGCGUGGGGGCGUAGCCCUCCUCACGCAGACUCAGCCGCUCGCCCUGACCGGAGCGCAACAGCUGCUGGUACUACGCACCCUCUCACCGUGGCUGGCCAACUUGCAGCUCGAGCCGCUGCCGUCCAGCCGGCUCUCGGAGUCAUCCACCUUCCAGUUCCUGCGCGAAAUCGCCAUCGUCGGACUCCAGCCGUGGUCGGCUUCCGGCGAGGCUGGGGAUGCCUAUGGUGCGCUGUGGCACCAGCUGUCGGCACGCCCUGCAGACCGAUCGACCGCCGGACAGCCCGCCGCCCCGUCCAACGCUUAUGUGAUUGCGUCGUUCAUGCUCCAAGUCGCCUCGCGGUCGGACAAGGCGGCGACACUCGUGCGGCGGCUCGCAGUCAUCGCCUUCGACGCUUCGCCGGCCGAGUUGCUGCCGAUGCUGCUCGCGCGCAUUGAGGGCGAGCCUCUCGAGGAGUCACCGCCGCCCACCACGCAACCCUGCGCCCCCGGCCCGGGAGGCCUCAUCGAGUCGGUGGUCGAAGGCGCCUCCGGUGCGGACCAGGCUGAGGACCCCAUCAUGGCUGCCGUCGUUGCGCUUUCGGGCAAGCCCUCGAGGGUGCAGCCGCGAACGCUUCGGUUCGCCUCGGCGGCGGCAGCUACUGAGGCGGAGUCGGCGCCGGCCGUGCCCGGGGGGCUGCCCGAGGAGAACGAGGCGGUCCCUGCGCCAGAGGAGGAGGAGGGAGAGGAGGAGCUCCUCGCGAGCACCGAGCAGCUGAGGGCCGCAGCGCUGCUGAUGCUCAUCGAGCCGCUCCGCCACUCGAUGCAGCGGCCGCUCGCGCAAUCGGCCGUGUGCGGGGAGAUGCCGCGUAUCCUCAACCUUGCGCUCCUGCUCAUGCACUCGCAGUCCGAGUCGGCCUUGAGCGUCGAGGAGAACCGCUCGCUCCGCCAGCUCUUGCGGGCUAUGCUCGAGUCGAUCGUCGAGGCCCACCGCCAGUCGGCGGGCCUCGCUCACUUGCCGGUCGGCGUCACGACCAACCAGCUGCCGAGAGAGGUCUUGGCCCUCACCGAGCGGCUCGGCCUGGCGAGCUUCCGCCUGCGCUGGCCGCGCGUGCCAAAUGAGGUCAACAACGCGACACCGAGCAUCGCAAUGGCGAUGGAGGCGGUCAACUGCUGCCCGAUCAAGGAGGCGCUGUGUGGCAUCCUCGCGUGCGUCGAGGGCCUAGGCAGGACCGAAGUGGCCGCCGAGUGGUUCAGCCUCGCAAUUAACCGCCUGCGCCAGCCCAUGGAGCUCGCCGAUCGGUUCAAGGAGCUGUCUCUCGUGCGGCUCUUGCUGCCGCUGCAGCCGGAGCACGUGCGGGUUACGGGUCUGUUCCACCUCGUCCUCGAGUCUGCGCAGACCGCGUUGCUGGAGCUCGAGGGGGCGGCCGCCGCGCGUCAGCACAAGUCGCUCCCGCUCGCGCUGGCGGAGGAGGCGGGAGCGCUCCUCGGCGACAUUGCCGCAAGGCUCGCCGCCCGUGGGCAGCUCGUCCAGCAGCCUCUGCUCCCGUGGGCACUAGUUGCGCUGACGGCGUCGCCACACCCAUCCAUCCACGCCACCGUCUACCCAGCCCUCUGCUUCUGCCUCGACCACGAGCCGCUGCUCGUCGCGAUGCGGGCAGGGACGCUCCUGCCGCCGCCCCCGCGAGCCGACUCUGGCGGAGGCGACGCGUUUGCCGGAGGCCUGCUCGCCGCCCUCUUGCGAAACGUGUGCGCCGCGGGCUGCUGGGGUGGAGCGGCAGCUAGCGGGCUGCCAGUUGCGCACAAUGGCCCCGCCGUUGCCGAGGCCGCGCGUGGAGCCGCCCUCCAGUCGCUGCGUCUGGCGAGCAGCGUGCAGGCAGCGCUCGUCCUCUCCAGCCCCAAGCGCGAGGUCGCCGAGAUGUUGGCAGGCGUGGCCGCCCCCUUGCUCGAUUGCUGGGUCAUUCAGCUGUGCGAGCUGCACGCGCUGCUGUCUGGCGCGUCGGCCGACACCUUUGCAACUCGCGCCGCCGCGCUCGCCGCCUUUGAGGGCCUCAGCGACGCAGCGGUGGCGGUCGACUCGCUGCGAGGCGACACAGGACCGACGACCACCACGGCCGCCUUGGUGGCGGUGGCGAGCGGCGAUUUCGCCCUCGGCGACGGGGACGCGGCCAUUCGGUCGCUCGCGACGCCGCUCCUCAAGGCCUUCUUGCCCACUGCUGGCCCGCACCUCGCGCGAUUCGCGCGGCGCCUUCUCGCCUCGGGGCCCAAGCACUACGCGGCGCCCGUGCUCCUCCUCUGCACGGUCGCCCUCCGCACCCCGGGGGCGGAUUGCGUCGCCGCGUUCAAGCCGAUCGUCCAGGGCGUGGCCGGCCUCAGCCUGCCGGCCGUGCCCGACCUCCUCCUUGCCGCUGCAAUGGCCGGGACUCGCCCAACCAGACUCGAGGCGGUCAUCACGACCGCCCAGUGCGAGGGCCGCGACACGGCCCUCGCGGCAGGCGCUGCGGACACGGGGGCGGAGACGCGAGGCGCGUCUGGGGCCCUGCACGCGCUCGAGCAGGUGCUGGCGCGAGCGUGA
Molecule: messenger RNA, 6606 nt
Organism: Emiliania huxleyi CCMP1516
Lineage: Eukaryota; Haptophyta; Isochrysidales; Noelaerhabdaceae
Exons: 5
Coding region: 1-6606 (2201 amino acids)
Biological process (GO): cell morphogenesis
Cellular component (GO): site of polarized growth; cell cortex
Source: RefSeq, a predicted model, not a curated record